Lolium perenne is the source of this 2127-nucleotide messenger RNA. RefSeq names its product exocyst complex component EXO70A1. Gene Ontology annotation, cellular component: exocyst. Gene Ontology annotation, molecular function: phosphatidylinositol-4,5-bisphosphate binding. The record is from RefSeq and is a predicted model, not a curated record. Gene Ontology annotation, biological process: exocytosis. Lineage: Eukaryota; Viridiplantae; Streptophyta; Magnoliopsida; Poales; Poaceae.
GGCUUCCGGGUAGGUAGCAGCACCGAAUACUUUCACCCGGUCUUCUCACGCUACCCAAGAGGAAGAAGAAGCGAGCGAGCGAGGUUUCUUGCUGCUCCCGCGCGCGACGAUCGCCAUGGCGAGCACCACCGCGUCGUCGCAGCCAACGGACAUCGCCAAGAGGAUGGCCGUGUCCAAGAACGCCGCCGAUGACAUGAUGCGCGUGCUGUCCAUCUACGACACGGGCGUGCUCCCGGCCGCGGGUGAAGCGGCCGGGGAGGCGUACGGCUCGGAUGAGGAGGAGGCGUUUGCGGCCGCGGAGGACGUCAUCCUCCGGUGCAACUCCUCGUCGUCGUCCUCCGGCAUGAACGACUACCUGUACGCCGUCGACGACGCCAUCGCGGCCGCGGCGCUGCAGGGCGGCCUCGCCUCCCGCGCCGCCGAGGCCGUGCAGGCCGCCAUGCCGCGACUGGAGGAGGAGGCGCGCGCGCUGCUAUCCAACUCUUCCUCCUCGUCCGCGAGGCGCCACUCGUUCUCCUACUCGGACGACCUGGUCGUCGACGACGCGACGUCGCCGCCCGACGCGUCGUCCCCGUCCCCACGCCUCUCCCCGCGCGCGGCCGCCUCCGUCCUGGGCGUCGCGGACCGCAUGCUGCGCGCCGGGUACGGCCCGGAGCUCGCGCAGGUCUACGUCGCUGUCCGCCGCGACGCGCUCGCGGAGGCCGUGGCGCACCUGACGGGCGCCGCGGACCCCGUCGCCAUCGAGGAGGUGCUGAGGAUGGACUGGCCGGCGCUCGACCAGAAGAUGAGGCGCUGGAACCACGCCGUCAGGGCCGUGGUCAGGACCGUCCUGGCCGGCGAGCGGCAGCUCUGCGACGAGGUCUUCGCCGCGGACGAGGAGCUCGGCCACGAGUGCUUCGCCGACGUCGCGCGCGGCUGCGUCCUGCAGCUGCUCGGCUUCGCGGACGCCGUCGCCAUGUCGGCGCGCGCCACGGAGAAGCUCUUCCGCACGAUCGGCAUGCACGAGGCGCUCGCCGACGUCGCGCCGGAGCUCGUGGCCCUCUUCGCCGGGGACGCGCGCGACCUCUUCGACGCCGAGGUCUCCGCCGUGUCCGCGCGGCUGGGCUGCACCGUGCGCCGCACCAUCGAGGAGUUCGGGGCCGUCAUCCAGGCCGAGUCGUCGCGGAGGCCCGUGCUCGCCGGGGAGAUCCACCCCAUGACCCGCUACGUGCUCAACUACUGCGGCCUCCUCGCCGACUGCCGCGGCACGCUGGACAUUGUCCUCGUCGACACCAUCGACUCCUUUGACGGCGGCGAGGCUGACAACGACGACGGUACCGGCGCCACCUCGACGCCGUCGGGGCGGUGCAUGCGCGAGCUCAUGACCCGGCUGCUGCGCAAGAUGGACGAGAAGUCGUGCCUGUACGACGACGCCGGCCUCAAGCACAUAUUCCUCAUGAACAACCUCUACUACAUCGUGCAGAAGGUGAUGGACUCCCCGGUUCGGGAGCUCCUCGGCGACGACUGGAUCCGCCGCCACCGCGGCCAGAUACGGCAGUACGAGACAGGCUACCUCCGGGCGUCGUGGAUCGCCGUACUGUCAUGCCUCAGGGACGAUGGCAGCGCCGCGGGGCCGACGGUGAAGGACAAGGCGAGGAGCUUCAACGCGGCGUUCGAGGAGCUGUACCGGAACCAGACGUCGUGGAAGGUGAUCGACCCGCAGCUCCGGGAGGAGCUCCGGAUCGCCGUGUCGGAGCGGCUGAUCCCGGCGUACCGGUCGUUCCUCGCGCGGCCGAGGACGCGCACGGGGUCGUCGUCCGGCAGCAGCCGACACUCGGCGUCGAGAUACAUCAAGUACAGCCUCGAGGACCUCGAGGACUACAUGCUGGAUUUCUUCGAAGGCGUGCAGAAAUUCGUCAAAUGAUCAGAGGAGCUCUGCUUUCUGAUUGCUACAUUCUUCAGCGGCAGCCUUGUGCUAACUGGGCCUGGCCAUGAUUUGUGGACAUGGUUUUUGCAGAGCAUUGUUCACUUAUAGUAGCAGCUCCUGAUAGAUCAGUCGAUGCUCACAUUUGUACAUAGGAAAAGAAUUCGGGGGUGUAUGUAUAGUGCACGUGUAUUCGAUUUUGAAUUCAUAUUUUUUUCAGACAA